CCCGGAGUGCAUCCAUCAAGGUUAUGUCGUUGACGUAUGCGAAAAGUAUUAGUUAGUUGAUAAACGGUGAGUAACACAUCCAGGUCUGUAAAGUUGAAAUCGAAUCGGUCCUUGUUUCUCUCCUUAAAAAUAAUCAACGCGCUAGUUUCGUCUCUACGUUGCGCUUAUGCGCGUGGAGAAUAGUUCACGUCUUUUUUGUGCCGCGUAUAAACUAAGGUAUAAACGACGCAGUUUAUUUUGAUUAUAGUGCAAUCGGCGCCGCGUUCGCGUAGCAAUUACGAUUAACCAAAAAGAAAAACAGUACCAAAUAAACAUGCCUCAAGUUUACGAAAACUUGGACGUCUUCCAGAACUAUAAUCAACAGGAGGAUCAGAUUUAUCCGUUUCCUGAUGUUAUGAUGAAUAAUCUCAGCCUGUUGAGUCCGAGCAACAGCUCACUGGAUUCACAAAUGACCAGCAGCACUCCGUCACCGAUGUCGAUAUCACAAUCGCCAAACCACACAAUGUCAUACUAUACACUGAGUAAUGUAACUGGCACGAUGUGGGAAGACCGGUAUAUAAAAAUUAUUGAACAACCAGUAGACAAGUUUCGGUUCCGAUACAAAUCAGAGAUGAUGGGAACCCACGGGAGUCUUGCUGGCGCCAACAGCUCAAACAGCCGCAAGAAGCAAGCACCUACUGUUGAGCUGAAAAAUUAUCCAGGCAGCGCCGUCAUUCGCUGUACGCUUGUAACAGCAGAUCCAGAUCGUAGGGGACCACAUGCUCAUCGUCUGGUACGCCGUGUUGGAAAUUCAGACGAAGAUGAUCCGCACGAGCAAAAGGUUUCACCCGAACAAGGUUUUACAGUCUCGUUCCACGGAAUGGGGAUCAUCCACACUGCUAAAAAGCACAUAAAAGAUGAGCUUGUUAAAAAGAAAAGAAUUACGGCUUUAGAAGAAGCAAAACGCAAAAAUGUUAAUGUCACAUCGUUGACCAUCCGCGAUGAAGCAACGAUUAAAAUGGAAGCAGAAGCUGCUCAAAAAUGGAUGAGUCUGAACAGUGUCGCAUUAUGCUUUCAAGCAUUUGCCCCAAAUGCCAAUGGCGUACUUUGUCCCAUCACAGAACCAGUGUAUUCGAACCCGAUUAAUAAUCUCAAAAGUGCCCUUACGGGAGAGCUCAAGAUAUGUAGAAUCGACAAAACUGCAGGAUCUUGUGAUGGUAACGAGGAAGUUUUCAUGCUGGUAGAAAAAGUGGGAAAAAAAAACAUCGUAAUCAAAUUCUUUGAAAUGGAUGAAAACAAUGUAGAAAUUUGGAGCGCUUUAGGCCACUUCACAGAGUUAGAUGUUCAUCAUCAAUACGCGAUAGUGUUUCGAACGCCACCGUAUAAAGACAAAGAUAUAACUGAACCAAAAGAGGUUUUUAUAAAGUUAUGCAGACCGACUGACGGAGAGUCUAGCGAUCCAUUACAGUUCACUUAUAAACCCAAUAACCGCAUUGGUAGAAAGAGACCGCGCAUGUCUUGCGAAAGUACUGAAUUACAAACUCCUAUCGCAAUCAAUCUCGUGCAAUCGGAUGAAGGCACAUCCGUUUUCAACGUAAAUAAUUCAAGUGAAAUCAACAAAUUGUUGAGUGAGCAUUGUACAUCAAACGAGUUUCGGGAAUACUCUGAAAAUCUUACCUAUGACUUAGAAGAGUACAUCAAUUUACUGCCAAGGGAAGCAAAUGAUAAUGAAGAACUGAGAUUGGAUGGGCCUUUGAAAAAAAAAGAAACGGCUUCGUUUGCGGAGAAUAUUGUAAAACAAAUUCGAAUUAUACUUCAGAAAAAUGAUCCAAAUGGAAAGGAACGCAUACUAGCGUUGCUCAAAGAGCGCACAGUCUAUGGAGAUUCUCCUCUCCAUUCCGCGCUAAGACACGGACAAAUGAAUUUGGUUAAAUAUAUUCUAAUGUUACUUGCAAAGUACCCGGAUUUCAAGCAAAUUGUCGACUCUCAAACAAGUUCUGGCCGUACAUGCUUACAUUACGCCGUAGAACAAAACCAACCUGCAGUAACAAAGGCUCUGCUCUUGAUUGGGGCGGAUGCAAGCGCGUGCGAUGAUCACGGUUUUUCACCGCUCCACAAGGCGGUCAAAAUCCCAGAGGCGGGUCACUGCGUGGACGCACUAUUAGAAGGAGGAAGCAUAAGCGUCGAAACACGAGACGAUACUGGCUGGACCGCUCUUCAUCUGGCUGCUGAAGCUGGAUCGCUACACGCUGUCAAGUCUCUUGUCAAAGCUGGCGUUGAUGUUAACAGUACCGAUAUGUCUUACGGGCGUACAGCACUCCACAUCGCCGUCGAAGGUGGCCACAAAGAAAUCGUUGAAUUCCUGUUAGAAAAGACGACAAUCGACGUAAAUAAGCGGAAUUUCAGUGGAAAUACCGCGCUGCACAGUGCUGUCGUCAACACCGGCAAACGAGCUGAGGAGCUCUGCAAGCUUCUGUUGAAUCACGGAGCGAAUCCCUCGAUACCUAAUAAUAAUCGCGAUUCGUCGAAAGAGUUGCAAACAACAACUAUAAAAGAUGAAGCGAUAUCCGAUGACGAAGAUUCCCAGGAAAGUGGUCAAACGUCGUUUGACCUCGCAUCAAACAAACCUGAGAUUUUACAAUUGCUUUCUGCGACUAAUACGAUAAUAAAACAAGAAAUCGAGGACGUACCCGAGGAAAGUGACGGUACUUUGCUGGACGAAAAAGCUAUGACUCUUCUAGUUCCCAUACUCGACGAAUCGAAGGCAUGGGAAAAAAUCGUCACAUCUUUGGGAUAUGAUUUUCUGCAGUCUUCGCUCAAAACUUCAGGCCCCGUCAGUCCAUCGCGGAUGUUAUUAAACUACUUAGACAUACAAGCUGAAGUUUCGAUUGAAAAAUUACGAACGUUAUUGGUUGAAUUAAAUGAAACUAAAGCUGUCGAUAUAAUCGAUGAGAUGAUUUUGCGACGGAAUACAUCAAGUACAAAAUGAAUUUAACAUCAGCAACAUAUAGCUAUUUUAAAAUCAGCUAAUUACUCCAAAAACUUAAUAAGGUAAUAAUAAAAGCAUAUCCCAGAUUACGUUUGCUAUAAUUUCGCGUGAUUAAUGUAAAUAACUGAUUAAUUGAUUACAAAAUACCGGUACUAUUGAGUAUACACUGAGGUUUCGCAUUUGUAAGUACAGAAACAGGAUAUUUUAAUUUAAUAAGAAUGUAAAAUUUAUAUAUGCCAGAGUGAGGACUAUAGAUUGAACUUUGAACAUUUUUCCGAAUCAUAGUUUUUAUAAUUCUGAACCAAUCGAUGUUUCUUUUAGCUGAUAAAUUAUUAUUUUACUACAUAAAAUAGCUGUUUGUGUAUAAUUUUACUGUCAACGUAUAUCAACAAAUAUUAUAACUCUCUUGUUAUUAUUACAUAUCUGAAAAAAGAUGGUCAGAAGAAUUUGCAUUUAACUUCAAAAUAUAUAAGCCUGCCAUUUAAUAUAGCAUGUAAGUAUUUUACCAUUUUGAAUCAUACACCAACGUUCGAAAUUACGUAUACCAUUCUAAUUAUGUAAGAAAUGCAUGAAUCUUAUCUAUGAUUGAUGUACAGAAAACGUUAAACCGCCGUUACUAUCGAGUGAUCUUACAAUUGGCAAGCAGUAUUCCAAUGUAAUCAUAUAAUGAUUUGUAUUUUUCGAGAAAAAAAGUUGGCGGAUAUAUUUACGAUUACUCGACCAAGUUUUGUCCUAGUUUAUUUAAUGAUAAUACCAAUGUUCAAUUUCAUGAACAAUGUAUCAUGGAUAUUCUAAGAAAAUAUCGUACAUCUACGUUACGAUAUUGAAAAUACAGAAUUUUAUUUUA
Neodiprion fabricii is the source of this 3815-nucleotide messenger RNA. RefSeq names its product nuclear factor NF-kappa-B p105 subunit (gene Rel). The record is from RefSeq and is a predicted model, not a curated record. Lineage: Eukaryota; Metazoa; Arthropoda; Insecta; Hymenoptera; Diprionidae. Gene Ontology annotation, cellular component: cytoplasm. Gene Ontology annotation, molecular function: DNA binding; protein binding; DNA-binding transcription factor activity. Gene Ontology annotation, biological process: cellular response to stress; regulation of DNA-templated transcription; inflammatory response. The transcript has 18 exons. Bases 314 to 2968 code for a protein of 884 amino acids.